CUCGUCCGCCCGCCCCCCGCGCACGGCGCAGGUUUGGGAGGAGGGGUUUGCGCAGCGCUCGCCCGGCUCCCGGCCGCUGCCGCUCAAUGCUGCGGCCGCGGGCAGCUGCGGAGGCGCGCACUUCGGGGCUGCCGCGCACAGCGGGCGGGCAGUGCCCGCGAAGCCCCGCGUCCCCGAGCCGUGUCCAGGUAUUGGAAAUUUGACUGAAGCCUGUGUAUCAUGCAUUGGAGAAGAUUAAAAAUCGCCUAAAAUUUCCAAGGAGCCCUGUUCUGUCCUGUAGUUACUGGACUCAGCUCCUCUGAUCCUGGAAGCUGAAGAUGAGGUUGCUACGGGAGCUGCUAGUGCUGCAGUCAUUCAUGGUGUGCCUUGCAGAUGACAAUACACUGCAUGGGCCAGUUUUCCUUCAGGAGCCCAACAGCAUGAUCUUCCCCUUGGAUUCAGAGGAAAAGAAAGUGAAGCUGAGCUGCGAAGUAAAAGGAAAUCCCAGGCCAACCAUUGGGUGGAAGUUAAAUGGAACCAGUAUUGACACUGGUAUGGAUUACCGCUACAGCGUGGUGGAAGGCAACCUGUUGAUCAAUAAUCCCAAUAAAACCCAAGAUACUGGAACAUACCAGUGUGUAGCAACAAACCCGUUUGGAACAAUCGUCAGCAGAGAAGCAAAGCUUCAGUUUGCUUAUCUUGAGAACUUCAAAACCAGAACAAGAAGCACUGUCUCUGUCCGCCAGGGCCAGGGCAUGGUGCUGCUGUGUGGACCACCACCGCAUUCUGGAGAGCUCACCUACGCAUGGAUCUUCAAUGAGUACCCGACCUUCGUACACCAGGACAAUCGCCGUUUUGUUUCACAAGAGACUGGGAAUUUGUACAUCGCAAAGGUGGAAGCUUCAGAUGUGGGCAACUACACGUGCGUGGUGACGAACACUGUGACCAACAGCAGGGUCCUGGGCCCCCCCACCCCACUCAUCCUCAGGAAUGAUGGGGUGAUGGGGGAGUAUGAGCCGAAAAUAGAAGUGCAGUUCCCAGAAACAGUUCCAUCUGCAAAAGGAACAACGGUGAAACUGGAGUGCUUUGCCUUGGGGAACCCAGUUCCUACAAUUAGCUGGAGGAGAGCGGAUGGGAAACAGAUACCCCGAAAAGCCAAGAGACACAGAUCAAGUGGACUUCUUGAAAUCCCAAAUUUUCAGCAGGAAGAUGCUGGACUCUAUGAGUGCGUAGCUGAAAACGUGCGAGGGAAAAAUGUGGCACGAGGACAACUGACAUUUUAUGCUCAGCCCAGCUGGAUUCAGAAAAUCAGCGAUGCACACGCAGCCAUAGAGGAAAGUGUUGUCUGGGAAUGCCGAGCAAACGGGAGACCAAAGCCCUCGUACCGCUGGCUGAAGGAUGGGGAGCCACUGCUACCCCAGGGCAGAGUUCAGCUGGAGCAGGGCUCGCUCACAAUAACAAAUGUCAGCCUGUUGGAUGCCGGCAUGUACCAGUGUGUAGCAGAAAACAGAUAUGGCAUCAUUUUUGCCAGUGCAGAACUGAGUGUCAUAGCCGUCAGUCCAGACUUCUCCAAAACACUCUUGAAAAAGUUAACUCUUGUUAAAGUGGGUGGUGAAGUAAUCAUUGAGUGUAAGCCGAAAGCUUCCCCCAAACCUACUUAUUCGUGGAAGAAAGGAAGAGAGAUCCUAAGAGAAAAUGAGAGAAUCACUGUUUUGGAUGAUGGGAGCCUCCGGAUUGUCAACGUUACCAAAUCCGACGCGGGAAGUUACACCUGUGUGGCAACAAACCACUUUGGGACAGCAAGCAGCACGGGCAGCUUGGUUGUGAAAGAUCCGACCAGGGUUAUGGUGUCACCUUUCAGCAUGGAUGUCACUGUUGGAGAAAGUAUUGUCUUGCCUUGUCAGGUAUCUCAUGAUCACUCACUAGAUAUCAUGUUUACCUGGUCAUUUAAUGGACACCUGAUAGACUUCGAAAAAGAUGGGGAUCACUUUGAAAGAGUUGGAGGGCAGGAUUCAGCUGGUGAUUUGAUGAUCAGAAGCAUCCAGCUGAAGCAUGCUGGAAAAUACGUCUGCAUGGUGCAAACAAGUGUGGACAAGCUAUCAGCUGCUGCAGACCUCAUUGUAAGAGGUCCCCCAGGUCCACCAGAAGCUGUGACAAUAGAUGAAGUCACUGACACCACCGCUCAGCUGUCCUGGAGGCCAGGAGCAGACAACCACAGCCCUAUUACAAUGUAUGUUGUGCAAGCAAGGACCCCCUUCUCAGUGGGAUGGCAAGCAGUGAGUACAGUUCCAGAGAUCAUCGAUGGCAGGACGUUCACAGCAACAGUGGUGGGCCUGAACCCUUGGGUCGAGUAUGAAUUUCGAGUAGUGGCUGCCAACCUGAUUGGGAUUGGAGAGCCCAGCAGACCUUCAGAGAAGAGAAGAACUGAGGAAGCUCUUCCUGAAGUGACCCCAGCUAACGUCAGUGGAGGUGGAGGGAGCAAGUCUGAGCUGGUCAUUACUUGGGAGACAGUGCCUGAGGAGCUGCAGAACGGAGGCGGCUUUGGGUACGUGGUGGCCUUCCGCCCCUUUGGCACCGUCAGCUGGAUGCAGACCGUCGUGGCCUCCCCAGAUGCCGCCAGAUACGUCUUCCGCAACGAGACCUUGCCGCCCUUCUCCCCCUAUGAAGUUAAAGUGGGGGUCUACAACAACAAGGGGGAAGGGUCAUUCAGCCCCGUGACCGUCGUCUACUCAGCAGAAGAAGAGCCAACGAGACCCCCAACCACUGUUUUGGCCAGAAGUCUUUCUGCCUCAGAUGUUGAAGUUUCUUGGGCUCCCCCUUGGGAAAACCAGCACAAAGGAAGAAUACAGGGAUAUGAGGUCAGAUGUUGGAGACAUGACGAAAAGGAAGAGAACGCAAAAAGGAUUCGGACGGUUGGCAAUCAAACAUCUACAAAAGUCAGCAACCUGAGAGGCAACGCGCUGUACCACUUGGCAGUCAGGGCGUACAACACGGCUGGGACCGGCCCCUCUAGUGCCGCAGUCAAUGUCACCACCAAAAAGCCACCACCGAGUCAGCCCCCUGGAAACAUCAUAUGGAAUUCAUCUGACUCCAAGAUCAUACUGAACUGGGACCAAGUGAAAGCACUGGAUAACGAGUCAGAAGUGAGAGGCUACAAAGUUUUGUACAGGUGGAACAGGCAGAGCAGCACAUCUGUAAUAGAAACGAAUAAAACCUCCGUGGAGCUCUCGCUGCCAUUCGAUGAGGACUACAUCAUCGAGAUAAAGCCGAUCAGCGAUGGGGGUGACGGCAGCAGCAGUGAACAAAUCCGAAUUCCAAAGAUAUCAAAUGCAUACGCAAGAGGAUCCGGCUCAUCCACCUCCAAUGCCUGUACACUGUCAGCCAUCAGCACGAUAAUGAUAUCGCUCACAGCUCGCUCCAGUUUAUGACAAAAAUCACAUAAAGGACUUCUCGUUUAUAAUAUAAGCAACAUUUAGCUAGUUGUUUUGAAGACACCCAGUACUAAGUAAUAUUGUGGUUUGAGUACAUCUUACUACUGGAAAAAUGUUUAUGCUUCUUUAGGAAUGGCAUUAUACAGUACUUCCUCAAAGCAAAUAUAGCUUUGUCUGAAGUUUCCUUGGAAACUCUGCAAUGCACUGAAAACAUCUGUAAUAUGAUGUUACCAAAGCAGUUUACAUAUGUCCUUAUAUGCAUAUUUUUUAUUAUAUAUUUAGUGUUUUAUAGAAUUUUUUAAAGUUAACAUAUGAUGUAGAUAUUAAUUUUUCCUCUGCUAUAAAAUGCUAUGGACGACAUUACCAUGGAAAUAUUGUUUGGAAUUUUUUCCUUUCUGAUGGAGAGUUCAACGUUGUUCAUAGUAAAUUGGCUGCAACUUUACUGUACAGUUUUACAAGGCUACACAAGGCAGAACUGUUCCAGAUUGGGUUUGUAAUGCGGCUAUAGUUAACUGGCAGUUAUGAUGAGUCUUGUGUUGAAUCAAGUGCUUAUAACACACAAGAUGUUGCAUUUUAUUCAGAGGUCUAAGCAAGUCAAACUCUAAAUACUCAGUAAGAACACUAUAACCUUGAAAAAGUACAUGAAAUUUGGUUGCUUGUGGACUACAGGACAUGUAGCUAAUAUUCUGGCAUUGUGCAGCAAGGGUCCAUUUUACUGUCUUGAAAUAGCUUUGUCUUUAUCAUGUGUAGCAUUAAAUUGGGUAGGAAUGAAGAUACUGCAAAGGUGCGAUCUCUGCCUCAAGUGACAAAAAGGAACCUGAAGGAGCAAUCCGACAACAUGGUUCUCACCUUUGGGUGUAAAGCCAGUGAAGGCCACCUCACUUUGGGAAUUUUAUUCCAAGGAAAUCAGGAUACAGCGACCCCGAGAUGUAAAAGCUGCUCUGGGCUUGUCCAAACACGCGCUGCUUUCCACGUGCAUUGGAAUAUAACUAAUCAUCUUUCAUAUGCCACCGUGUAGAAAACUCUUGGGAAGUCCGGUCUGGACCAGGAGCCUCAGAGGAGCUGUGCCGUGCUUCAGGGAGGUGUGGGUAGUGCAUGGCAAGGUGGGAUCUCUGGUAGUUCUCUCCUAAGAAGUCCGUGUUUCCUUAUGAAAACUCUUCAUAGGCACCUGAGGUAAAAUAGAGUCACGCCGGAAAACGACAAUAUCCACAGCAAAAUAAUUCUUCUUAAGAGAAGGACCAUUUGUUACUAUGGGGUAAUUUUGUAAGUUCACUCAGAUGGGAUAAUGCUAGUCAAAGGAAAUGGAAUUUUCUAUAAAAUUUUCAAGUUUAAAUGCGCUGCAGUGGUAUAUUAUUACUUUUUUUUUUUCCUGAUAGCUUGAAUUUGCCUGUAACUUGUCUUUUUUGCUUACAAAAUAAUACAGUUAACUUUUAGACCUUCUAAAUAUAUUUAUUCAGUAACUCAUAAUCAGGAUUCCACUUGUGUAAAAGUCAGGGGUGUUGACCAGAGAAAUAUUGUCAGUAUUUCAAGCUGUGUUCCUUUCUUAGUUUGAUAUGGUUACUUCUAUGUAAAAAGUAAAAGUAAGAAAAAAACAGAAAAAAACUACAAAACCAAGAAAAAUGGAACAAAAAAAAAAGAAGCUGCUGUAGUUUUCUCCCCAGUGUAAAUGAUAUUUAUCAGUGAUCUAGCAGAUGUAAUCUUUUUUUAAAGGUAUUGGUAAUAAAUAUUCUGUCAUUUGUAAAGA
Messenger RNA from Pezoporus flaviventris, 5154 nucleotides. RefSeq names its product contactin-4. NCBI's taxonomy places the organism in Eukaryota, Metazoa, Chordata, Aves, Psittaciformes, Psittacidae. Gene Ontology annotation, molecular function: cell-cell adhesion mediator activity. The record is from RefSeq and is a predicted model, not a curated record. The transcript is spliced from 24 exons. Bases 318 to 3407 code for a protein of 1029 amino acids. Gene Ontology annotation, biological process: brain development; cell-cell adhesion.